GCUCUAUUUUUGGUUUCUAUCGUAGCGGCUUGUUCAUACCUUCCAACUAAUGGAGCUGCCGACGUAUCAAAUAAAGGAGAUCGAGGUAAUGCUGCAUCUCUGGAUAAUGUGAGCACAGCAGGCACCAAAGAUCUAGUAAGACAAGCAACUGGUUGGGAUCGACCUGUCUAUGGCACACAAACCUGGUAUCCUCCAUCUAGCAACGUCAAAGGAACAGCUCAUGGUGGUAGCGGUUACCAACCAGGAUAUCAGCCAGGUUAUCAGGGAGGAUAUCAAAGUGGAUACCAACCAGGAUAUCAAAGUGGUUACCAACCAGGAUAUCAAAGUGGUUAUCAAUCAGGGUAUCAAAGUGGUUAUCAACCUGGGUAUCAAGGUGGAUACAUCGGGAGCGGAGCAUAUGGAUACCCAAGUGGUUCGGGAAGUUAUGUGGUUCCAGGUCGAGGAGGUUAUCUUGGAGGUUAUGGCAACAAAGGUUGGUCAACGGGUGGUUCAAACUGGGGUGGAAGCUACGGAGGACGUCCGGGGUCUGGAGCAAGUGGAGGCUAUGGUGGCAACUAUAAAGGCACCGUUUCGGGUAAUCAGGGUUGGUAUGGACAAGGUGGCCAAGGAGGUAGUUAUGGAAGUGGUUGGUAUGGGGGCAAUCAAAUAAAAGGGAGUAAUGGAGGUUAUAACUGGCCAGCUGGAGGAUACAGAGGAGAUAAGGGAUACAGUGGUUCCUAUGGUGGUAGCGUAUCCGGAUAUCAACCUGGUUAUGGUUAUCCAAGUUAUGGAAGUGGUUACACAAGCCAAGGCACAAGUAAAGGCUUAGGUAAUCAGAUUUAUGGCUCUGGAUAUGGAGGCACAUACCCAGGACAAACAAGUUGGGGAAGCGGAGGUUAUGGCACUGCGGGGACGAAAGGGAGCUCAUGGGCAGGUGGAAAUGUUAAUGAUCGAUACGGAUAUCAGGGUAAUUAUAAAGGAGUAACUAGCCCAAGAAUUAAUACAAUUGGGGGUAACACAUGGUCAGGACAGCGAACAGGAUACAUAGGUAACUAUCCAAGUAGCAAGGGAUCCUGGUGA
Messenger RNA from Stegodyphus dumicola, 1059 nucleotides. RefSeq lists its product as uncharacterized. The record is from RefSeq and is a predicted model, not a curated record. NCBI's taxonomy places the organism in Eukaryota, Metazoa, Arthropoda, Arachnida, Araneae, Eresidae.